AUGGAUAUCUUCACCCCAUUUCUUGAUCAACUGUCAUCGGAAAACUCUUCCGUUGAGUCCUCUUCGGCUUCAGAUUGCAGCAGCAGUAGCACCACCACCAUCGGCGGUGUUGGAUAUGGAGAAGUGGAAGUGAUGCUGGCUUCAGAAAACCCAAAGAAGAGAGCAGGAAGGAAGAAGUUUAAGGAGACGCGACACCCGGUUUACCGGGGAAUAAGGAGGAGGAACUCCGGUAAGUGGAUUUGUGAGGUGAGAGAGCCUAACAAGAAAUCGAGGGUGUGGCUGGGGACGUAUGCCACCGCUGAAAUGGCAGCCAGGGCGCAUGAUGUGGCGGUUUUGGCCAUGAGAGGACGAUCGGCGUGUUUGAACUUUGCUGACUCUGUGUGGAGGUUGUCGGUACCGGAGUCUAGCAAUGUACAGGAUAUAAAGAAGGCGGCGGCUGAGGCGGCGGAGGCUUUUAAACCGAGAGAUGAUGUGGUGGUGGAGAUGGUGGAAACGAAGGAGGUGGAGGAAAUGGUGGUUUACAUGGAUGAAGAAGAGAUCUUUGGGAUGCCGGCGUUUCUUGCCAGCAUGGCGGAGGGAUUGAUGCUACCGCCACCUCAGACGGUGGGGUAUGGCAAUUAUAUAGAUGAUAACAUUGAAUUUUGUGUCGACUUGCCUUUAUGGAACUUUUAG
Messenger RNA from Lactuca virosa, 672 nucleotides. The record is from the annotation of a GenBank genome assembly. NCBI's taxonomy places the organism in Eukaryota, Viridiplantae, Streptophyta, Magnoliopsida, Asterales, Asteraceae.